Messenger RNA from Emiliania huxleyi CCMP1516, 706 nucleotides. RefSeq lists its product as hypothetical. The transcript has 2 exons. NCBI's taxonomy places the organism in Eukaryota, Haptophyta, Isochrysidales, Noelaerhabdaceae. The coding region runs from base 234 to 437 and encodes 67 amino acids. The record is from RefSeq and is a predicted model, not a curated record.
CGACGCCGCCGUCGCCGCGCUGCUCGAGGCGGAGCAGGCGAGGGCGAGAGCGCUCGAGGGGGCGGCAGAGGAGAAGGCGCGGGCCGAGAAAGAGCAGCACUACGCCCAGCAGGCCGAGACGGCUGCGCGAGACGCGAGCGCCGCCGCCGCCGCCGCCGCCAGCGGACGUGUUCGAGAGCCGACCGGUCCGCGCCUCCCUCGGCGGGGGCAGGCUGCCCGCGGGGCGCGUGUCGAUGGGUUCCGCCUUGCAGCGGCCGCCCAGCUCCUCGGACGCCUCCCGCGGCGGCCCUUGCAUCGCGGAGACGCCGCGCUCCACGUGCGACGCCCUCGCCGAGGCGAAGCGCCGCCUCGCCGAACGGGGACGCCGACAGAGCGACUGCCCGUCGUCGCUCGGUCGGACGCGGGCGCAGUCGGCGGCGCUGCGAGGCGUGGAGUGAGUGGGCCACCGCCGCACCUCUGUGCGAGGGCAAGGCUGCGGUGUUCGACGCGGGGUACUCGGCAAGGGGCCCCGUAUGCAUGUCUGUGUGCUCGAGCUCCCGUGCGAGCGGAGCUCCCUGUGCCGUCUUGGGCCGAGUGGAGAGGUGUGUGCUGCUGCAGCAUGCCGCGGGCGGGGAGGGAGAAGGGGGGGGAGGGACACACGAGAGAGUGCGUCGCUUGGGGCACAUUCGGUGGCCGCACCAUGAGCGGAAUGUGCCGGGGCGGCGGG